GCGACGAGAUGAAAGCUAAUGCUGGUUAUAAAUCUCAAUCCCACUACUUUUUGGAUUUUCUCGGUUUCUUGUGGGAUUCUUCGCCCUUUGAGUCCGUCUUUUAGCCUGUUGGCCAACUUUGGAGCCGCACCUUAACCCUGAAGGGUGGCCGAAAUGGACAUAUCUCUGCCGCCGAAGCCCAAGUCUGGAACGGAUUGAGCACUAGAAGCUAGCGGCAUCCAGCUAGCCAUGGAGGAAGACCGUGGAGAUCUUGACUCUUCCCUGUUAGAUUUGACCUUAUAAACUGGAGAACAGCUGGAAAUCCAUGCGUGAAAUUCCUUGUCAAAGUGCGCCAGUGCAAUGCUGCGCACACGCCCUGAAUGUCUCAGCUGUCCUGCACGUACACGAAAGCUUCCCAGUAGCUUAAUUAUACCCCUUAUAUAACUAAAUAUAUACAAGUUAGUCCCAAAAAACUUUAUUUUAUGUACAUGUUUGUUUGAGUAAUAUCUGCCCCAAAUAGGUUGAGGCAGGAUUUAGACCCUCCACCCUGUAGUUGUAUGGGAACCACCUCUGGUUGUCCCACAGGGCUGUAGACAAGUCAGCAAUGGGCGGUUCCGUGUCCUGCUGCUUCUCUCCUGCAGAGAGCCCAAAGAUCCACAGGAGGCAGGUAGAACUCGACGAGUGUCUGAUCACCACCACUGAGGACGUGAGCGAGGACACUGGGACCUACCUGCAGCACAUCAGUGAUAGAGAGUUACCUGAUGAGCUGGCCCAAGAAGCAAACCCAUCAGACCACCCAAGAGCCAGUACCCUCUUCCUCAACAAAUCGCAGACAGAUGUGCGCGAGAAGAGGAAAAGCAACUACAUGAAUCACGCUUCCCCAGGGCCCCUGACGAAGAAGUACAGCUCCUGCUCAACGAUAUUCAUCGACGACAGCACGGUCAGUCAACCCAACCUCAAGAGCACCAUCAAAUGUGUUUCAUUGGCUAUAUACUAUCACAUUAAAAACAGGGAUUCAAACCGCUCACUUGACAUCUUCGACGAAAAGAAGCACCCCUUGUCGAGGGAGAAGGUCCCAGACGAUUACUCGGUGGUCGACCCGGAGCACAAACUCAUCUACCGCUUCAUCAGAACGCUGUUCAGCUCCGCGCAACUCACUGCCGAGUGCGCCAUUGUUACUCUGGUGUACCUGGAAAGGCUUCUGACUUAUGCCGAAAUCGACAUUUGUCCUUGCAACUGGAAACGCAUCGUCCUCGGAGCCGUCCUGCUAGCAUCCAAAGUGUGGGACGACCAGGCCGUGUGGAACGUCGACUACUGCCAGAUCCUCAAAGACAUCACCGUGGAGGACAUGAAUGAGAUGGAGCGCCAUUUCCUCGAGUUGCUCCAGUUCAAUAUCAACGUCCCCGCCAGCGUGUACGCCAAGUAUUACUUCGACCUGCGCUCGCUGGCCGACGACAACAACCUCAGCUUCCCUCUGGAGCCGCUUAGCAACAAGCGAGCCAAGAAACUGGAAGCCAUAUCCAGGCUGUGCGAGGACAAAUACAAGGACUUGAGCAAAUCUCUCAUGAGGAGAUCCGUCAGUGCCGACAACCUGGUGGGAGUCCGGAAUUCCCAGGCGGUUCUGUCCUGAGCGACGUUGGCUUCUUCUUUUCCUCCUAAUCUUUCUUCGUGGAGUGCUAUCCGGUUGUAGCCGCCAGCCCUACCCCGCCUCUAUUUACACAACAAACUGUCUUGAACUACCCUGUGGUGUAGUUCUGCACAAGAACUAUGAGUAGACUUAUGUUUUGCUUACUAUGUAGGCUCCUAUAGCUGUAAAAUGUACGAGACUUUAUUUAUGUCCAAUAAAUUUCAGUCGCUGUUAAAAGGUGAGGCUGCUAGAGGAA
Messenger RNA from Oryzias melastigma (Indian medaka), 1862 nucleotides. Its product is annotated as cyclin-Y-like protein 1. Gene Ontology annotation, biological process: regulation of canonical Wnt signaling pathway; regulation of cyclin-dependent protein serine/threonine kinase activity. Lineage: Eukaryota; Metazoa; Chordata; Actinopteri; Beloniformes; Adrianichthyidae. The coding region runs from base 584 to 1609 and encodes 341 amino acids. Gene Ontology annotation, molecular function: protein kinase binding; cyclin-dependent protein serine/threonine kinase activator activity. The transcript has 10 exons. Gene Ontology annotation, cellular component: plasma membrane. The record is from RefSeq and is a predicted model, not a curated record.